AUGGGGGAGAUUGAUACGAAAUCAAUUGAAUCAGUUCAAGCUGCAAUCACCUUGUUUGAUGAGAGAAAUGAUCAGAGGAAAAUCCGAUCCUGUAGCAGUGAUGAAUUGGAGAAGGUGACAGAGCUUGAAGGCCUAAUAAAGGACUUGGCCAAUGUCAAGAUUCAAUUGGAGGCAAAGGACUCUGCCUAUAAAAAAGCCGUUCAAAGGCUAGACCACAAUCAAAAAACAGCCGCUGAACUUUCAAGCUUACUAAAGAAGUACGAGUUUGAGAAACAUUUAGCCAUCAACGAAUGUAGACAAGGUAGGGUGCGCGAGGAAGAACUAGAAUCCAAAAUGAAGGAGAUGGCUGAUCAACUGGUGGAGACUGAAAAGGUCAGAGAGCGGCUUUCACAGGUUAUAAGGGAGUCAAAUGCUACACAAGGGGAACUACUUAGCAUGGAAACAGAACUUGCUGCGGUUGGAGAAGCAAACGUUGAGGCCAUGACACGAGCAGAAAUGGCGGAAACUGCUUUAGGCAUGGAGAAGGUGAAGACAGAAGGGCUUCUGAGGCAUGUAUCAGAGCUUAAUGAGACUAUUCUUCACUCAAAUCUUGCUGCUACUGAGGCAGAGAAAGAAAAAUGUGCAAUUUUAUCUGAAAAAGAGGCCGAGUUAGAAUUAGCGACAGCUGACAUAGUCGAAGCACAGGAACAGCUAGGAUGCAUGAGAAAACAGCUUGACAUGAUGCAGAAUUGGGAGAAUCAACUACUGGCAAAGUCUAUGUUUAUUGAUUCUCUGCAGUUGGAACUUAAACAACUGAAUGAGCUACAAGUUUCAUCCCAAAAAGCUGCCACUGAUGCCAUCGAAGAAUUAAACCUACUAAAAUUGAACAUGGAAUUACAGGAAAGAAAGAACUCAGAUCAGGCAGUUUAUAUCAGUUUACUAGAAACGGAGCUGAAUCAAUUAAAGUUAGGACAUAGUAAAGCAAAGGAAGAGGUGAGGGGAUUGAAUUGUGAUAUUGAAACAAUGACAGGGGAGUUAGAGAAGAUUAAAAUCGAGAUGGAUGAGACCAGACAGAAAGCGACUGAAGCCCAAGUUGAGAUAGCGUUGCUGAAAGCUGAACUUCUUAAAGGGAGUAAAGCAAAGGAAGAGGUGAGGGGAUUGAAUUGUGAUAUUGAAACAAUGACGGGGGAGUUAGAGAAGAUUAAAAUCGAGAUGGAUGAGACCAGACAGAAAGCGACUGAAGCACAAGUUGAGAUAGCGUUGCUGAAAGCUGAACUUCUUAAAGGGAGGUCAAAAAUUGCUGCCGCUGAGGCAGCUGAAGCAAGAGCAAUGGGCGAAAAGUCUGGCCUAUAUCGUGCAGUCCAGCAAUUAGCAUUGGAAGCAGAAGCAGCUAAAAAAGAGACUCGAAGGUUACAAGAAGAAUCAGGUAAGGAGGCUGAAGAAACUGAGAACUCUGUCCUCAGCGGCGAAGCCCGAUGUGAAAAUACUUCUCAUGAUGAAGAAAUUACACGAAAUGAUCAAGAAGAGAGAGAAAAUGACACCGAUGCUGUUAUCACAAUUUCAAUGGAGGAAUAUGAGACCUUGAUUAAUAAGGCUGAGAAGGCAGAUCAUGUUCUAGAGCCGGUAUUUGAAAAUAGGUAUGAGUUAGAAAUUUUGAAGAGGGAGCUGGAUAUCGCGACAGUGAAAAUUGGAGAGUUCAGAACACGAGCAGAACAGGCUGCAAGCAGGGCUGAGGCAGCCGAGAAGGCUAAAGCAGCACUUGAGGAACAUAUAAGACGGUGGAAAGAGCAAAAAGCAAGGAGAAGGGCUGCUAUAACAGCACUUCGCGAGGAAUCGAUUUCCAGAGAAAGCUAUAGUUUGAGUGAUGAGCAGGCUCCUAAACAUUAUCAGCCAUUAGGUAAGGUUCUCAAUAUGAAAUUCUAG
This is a messenger RNA of Ilex paraguariensis (yerba mate), 1902 nucleotides long. The record is from the annotation of a GenBank genome assembly. Lineage: Eukaryota; Viridiplantae; Streptophyta; Magnoliopsida; Aquifoliales; Aquifoliaceae.